GUGGGGGUGGAAGCGUGGGGAAUCGGCUCCGUCAUGGGGCUCCGGUGUCCCCCCAUUUCCCCUGGAAAUGGACGGCGCGUCCUUUGAGAGCCUUAGGAACCGUCCUGCCGAGCCUCUCCCCGGGGCCUCUCACAGGGACGCUCAGCUCCCCAUCUGUUCCCAGCAGGGACUUUGACCGUUCUCCAAAACAAGCUGAGCUCUGCCUCGGUCUUUCCCUCUCAGGAAGCUCUGGGUUUUUUGUUUCGUUUUUCAAGGUUUGCCUUCCGGGACUUGAGGAGUAUUCAAAAUCUUGGAGAGGGCUUGGAUAAUUAGCAGAAAGCUCAGAAAGAAACUAUGGAGUCGCCCUGUAUCGCAGCGUUUGUGCCCUAAGCAAGAUGCAUCCUCACCACUGAAAGGCUUGGGAACAUAACCUAUUCUGGAAUGUCUUUGAAAAAUUUGUGUCACAAAGUUGCUUGAUUUAAAGACACAGCCAUCGAGAGAAGAUGCCUGACCGUGAUCACACCUAUAAUGGCAGUGGGAGCGAUGAGGCCAGUGCCAACUCAGACGACAUCUGCCGAGAUUUCCUGCGUAACGUCUGCAAGCGGGGCAAACGCUGUCGUUUCCGCCACCCUGACAUCAACGAGGUGACCAAUUUGGGGGUUAGCAAGAAUGAGUUCAUCUUUUGCCACGAUUUUCAGAACAAGGAGUGUGUCCGCAUCAACUGCCGCUUCAUCCAUGGUACCAAGGAGGAUGAGGACUGUUACAAAAAGACUGGGGAGCUUCCCCCACGUCUCCGCCAGAAAGUGGCAGCCGGGCUUGGCCUGUCGCCAGCCGAUCUCCCCAACAGCAAGGAGGAAGUUCCCAUUUGUCGAGAUUUUCUCAAGGGGGAUUGCCAGCGUGGGGCCAAGUGCAAAUUCCAGCACCUGCAGCGGGACUAUGAGUACGACGCCCGGGGCCUGGCCACCCGGGAACAGGGUAUCACCACCCCUGUGCGUCGAUAUGACCCCUAUGACCCCAUGUAUGACUCGGACAGAUGCUACGAUGACCAUGACCCAGUACUCAAAAGGCGGCGCGUGGAUGGUCUACACUUUGAAACCUAUGAAUACAACUUCACCAGUCCACGCACAGUGGAGUAUCGUCUCCUGGAGGAAGAAAACAUCAUGCUCCGCAAACGAGUGGAGGACCUGAAGAAGCAGGUCAACAACCUCCUGGCCACCAAUGAGGUCCUUUUGGAACAGAAUGCCCAGUUCCGCAACCAGGCCAAAGUGAUGACCCUCAGCUCCACGGCUACAGCGACCGAGCAGACUCUGGCCCCAACUGUGGGCACUGUGACCAACUAUAACCAUAGCAUCGCCCAGACUCACACGACUCUGAGCAGCCAAGCCCUGCAGCCACGGCCCGUCUCCCAGCAGGACUUGGUAGCCCCUGCCGGAGCCCAGGCAGCCCCCCCGAGCAACGCGGCCCCUCCUAUGAACCCUGAAAUCACCCCGCUGUCAGCGGCGCUGGCUCAGACCAUCGCCCAGGGAAUGGCGCCCCCAGUAUCCAUGGCCCCCGUAGCAGUAUCCGUAGCCCCGGUGGCGGUGUCAAUGGCUCAGCCGCUGGGGGGCAUUACCAUGAGCCACGCCACCACUCCCAUGGUGACCUACCCCAUCGCCUCCCAGAGCAUGAGGAUCACAGCCAUGCCCCACUAGCCCACGCUCAGAGGGAGCGCCAUCGCUCAGCUCAGGCCGUGCUGUUCCUGGAUCAAGGGUGGACACACAUCCUGUGGAAAAACCAGGAAAAAGAGGUGAUGCUGAUUCCACAUGUGGAUCUUAAGGCCCCUGGAAUGCUUCUGGGGAAGGACCCUGACUUGGGUUGGCCUUUGGUCUAAAGCAGGCGUGUGGGCUCUCUUUCGCCGUGCCAGCAGAGCCCAGGCAUAACAGCAUCACCACCACUGAGGCAUUUGGAAAGUAUAGCAAUCUCAGAGCCUUUUCUCUUCAUCUUACUUCUGUUUUGCCGUUUGUCUGUUCUCGUCGUAAGUCCUCCAACAGUGCUUCUGCGUGUAAUGACUGAGCAAAUGUUCCAGCCUGUGGACUGCAGAGCCUGUGGUGGGGCUGAGCAGAGGGAACACACAGUUCGCUCCCUGGUACUUGGAGUGGAGGACAGCUUUUCUUAGCUUGGUCUGAUGAAAGGGCAGAGACUCAAAACAAUAGCAGCUCCGCAGACUGAGCCAGCCUGAAUUUUUGCACUCUUUUUCUUGGUGUAGAAAGGCAGGGUCCAGGCACCUGGAAAAUACUAACUUAAGUUAAUUUGGUUUAAUAGAUGAUAAACUGGAAAGAGUUGUAGGAAAUAGAAGGUCCCCAACUUUUGGUUCUGGAAAGAACAGAGAAACAGGAAGACAAAUUACACACGCGCAGCAUUGCAUAGUUUGAUAGUUUGUAGAGUGGAGCUGCUUGCGUGUAUGUGUAUAUGUGUGUGUAUCCACACACUGCGUGGAUACACACGCACAUGUAGAUGGCAUCUCUCUAUAUGAAUGCUGAGGCUUCAAAGAGUCCAGGGUUUAGUGACGGGAUCUCUUGCCACUGAGCAGCAGAAUUUUUUAUUGAAACCGACAAUCUGGCAAACCAGAACAACAAACUUGUUUCCCCCCACUUGCCUGUUCUUUCCACGUUAUUGCUUUCUGGCUCUAUUUUGUGUCUGAAUUCCUCUCACAUCCAAGGACUUUGUGGUAGGAACCUACCUGCUGUAUGUUACUUCACUUUUUGUUUUACAAUGCACCACUCUUAAAAAAUACGGAUAUCUUCCCUCAGCAUGUCUUUUUUGGUUUUAUUUCCUGGAGGGUGGGUGGGUGUUUUUCCUUUUUUUAAUGUGAACUUCAGCUCCUCCUUGGGUCUGAAGUAGCCGUUUCUAUUAGAAUGAUUUAAAGAAGGUGAGAAGAAUGUUUGGUGACCCAACUGUUUCUACAGUUAACAGUGUAAAUGUUUUCAGCUAUUAAAACAAAUGUACAGUCCUCACAUA
This is a messenger RNA of Candoia aspera, 2976 nucleotides long. RefSeq names its product zinc finger CCCH-type containing 10 (gene ZC3H10). NCBI's taxonomy places the organism in Eukaryota, Metazoa, Chordata, Lepidosauria, Squamata, Candoiidae. The record is from RefSeq and is a predicted model, not a curated record. Gene Ontology annotation, biological process: regulation of RNA splicing. The coding region runs from base 483 to 1670 and encodes 395 amino acids. The transcript has 3 exons. Gene Ontology annotation, molecular function: RNA binding; metal ion binding.